AUGAGUUAUAAUCAGAUCGAUCUACAGACUGGAAAGACUGUUGCCAAGUAUUGUGAUACACCAGAGUAUUUCGACAUCCUAUCCAUUCUUGACUGUACCACUGGUGGUAACUAUGGAGGAGAGUUCACAAUCUUUGCCAAGAUAAUGUGUGACAAGGCAAAAGUUGAAUAUUGUACUCAAGUGAUGACCUAUAACGCUGGACCAAACUCUUUGACCGCAGUGUCUGAAUUCAUUCAUGAGCCAAAUGAUUGGUAUUAUGAGCCAAUUGGUGAGGGACUUUAUGGAUACGAUCCAGUGACCAAGACUGUCUAUUAUCUUGCCAAGGAAGAGGAUUCCAAUGUCCUCGGUGUUAUUGCCGCCUCAGCAAGUGAAAUGACAUUCACUGCAUUCUCAACACCAUCAAAGUACAUCAAUGUUGGAUCAUUCUAUGAGGUUUCAAGUCAGACCUUCUAUGUUGCAGCUCUUGAGGAGAACUCUAGGAUCGUGUUGACAGAGUAUGAUGUGUCGACAAAGUCUGUCAAGCAAUCUCAAGUUACCCUGGGUGUUAAAGUCGACCCAUCAGAGGAAGGAUACUUCUCAAUCUUUGUCUAUGAGAACAUGUUGUACGCCAACUUGGUGUCGAGGAGCACCGACACCACCAAGGACUUCCCAUUGUGGAUUGGAUCAAUUGAUUUGGUCUCACUUGCUGUCACACCAAUCAUUCAAGAGUCUGGCGUUGCCGUCAACUACAUACCAUAUGCCAUGUAUCCAUUUGCCUUUGAGCCUGCCACUGGGUACCUCUCUGCCUAUGUCGAGACCAAGAACCACACCUACAAUCAACCCAAGUUGCUCUAUAUCGUCGACAUGUCCACUGGUCAAUUCACCAAGUCUGAUGUCCUAUUCAAACAUGACGCACAGAUCGUGAAUGGCGGUGAAGUCAUGUUGUCGCCCUUCUAG
Acytostelium subglobosum LB1 is the source of this 936-nucleotide messenger RNA. RefSeq lists its product as hypothetical. The coding region runs from base 1 to 936 and encodes 311 amino acids. Lineage: Eukaryota; Evosea; Eumycetozoa; Acytosteliales; Acytosteliaceae. The record is from RefSeq and is a predicted model, not a curated record. The transcript is spliced from 3 exons.